AUGUGGAAAUGGAUACUGACACAUUGUGCCUCAGCCUUUCCCCACCUGCCUGGCAGCGGCUGCUGCUUCUUGUUGCUGUUCUUGGUGUCUUCCAUCCCUGUCACCUGCCCAGCCCUCGGUCAGGGCAUGGUGUCACCAGAGGCCACCAACUCCUCUUCCUCCUCCUCCUCGUCCUGGUCCUCCGCGUCCUCUUCCUCCUUCUCCUCUCCUGCUAGUGCGGGUAGGCACGUGCGGAGCUACAAUCACCUCCAAGGAGAUGUCCGCUGGAGAAAGCUGUUCUCUUUUACCAAGUACUUUCUCAAGAUCGAGAAGAACGGGAAGGUCAGCGGUACCAAGAAGGAGAACUGCCCGUACAGUAUCCUAGAGAUAACUUCAGUGGAAAUCGGAGUUGUUGCCGUCAAAGCCAUUAACAGCAACUAUUAUUUAGCCAUGAACAAGAAGGGGAAACUCUAUGGCUCAAAAGAAUUUAACAAUGACUGUAAGCUGAAGGAGAGGAUAGAGGAAAAUGGAUACAAUACGUACGCAUCCUUCAACUGGCAACACAAUGGGAGGCAAAUGUACGUGGCAUUGAAUGGAAAAGGAGCUCCCCGGAGAGGACAGAAAACACGAAGAAAAAACACCUCAGCUCAUUUUCUUCCAAUGGUGGUACACUCAUAGAGGAAGGCAAGGUUUGUGGAUGCAGGAGAACCAAAGGUUCUUUUGCCAGGACUAGUUGGUAUUCUUCAUGAAGACAGUAGCUCAAAAGGCAGAGACACACUGCAGAUGUCAGAUGUCUGCUUGCUUGAACGAAAGGAAGUCUUUGAAGGUUUUGUACUCACUGCUGACAUAUGAUGUUCUUUUAAUUAGUUCUGUGUCAUGCCUUAUAAUCAAGAUAUAGGCAGAGUUACAUGGGAUGGAAGUUAUUCCUAAGCAAACAACAUUGUGGCCAGGUUUUUGGAGAAGUUUUUGUUUCUGUUCUUGUUUUUUAACCUCCGAGCUAGAACUUAAAGGACAUGGAACAAUCUGUUGGAUCUUCAGGAAAGUUAUUUAUGGAAUACGAACUCAUAUCAAAGACUUUCAUUGCUCAUGCA
Odobenus rosmarus divergens (Pacific walrus) is the source of this 1070-nucleotide messenger RNA. It is a transcript of the gene FGF10, whose product is annotated as fibroblast growth factor 10. The transcript is spliced from 3 exons. Lineage: Eukaryota; Metazoa; Chordata; Mammalia; Carnivora; Odobenidae. Gene Ontology annotation, biological process: positive regulation of gene expression; positive regulation of epithelial cell proliferation; wound healing. Gene Ontology annotation, cellular component: cytoplasm. The record is from RefSeq and is a predicted model, not a curated record. Gene Ontology annotation, molecular function: chemoattractant activity; type 2 fibroblast growth factor receptor binding; growth factor activity. The coding region runs from base 1 to 657 and encodes 218 amino acids.